AUGGCUGGGGCUAUGACAGGUGCUAUGACAGGUGCUAUGACAGGUGCUAUGACAGGUGUGGCAAGUAUGGCAGGUAGUAUGGCAGGUAGCGGUGCGAUGUCACCAUUCAAUCCAGACGAAGAGUAUGAUGAUGAAGGUGCAAGCUCGGAUGGUGUAUCAACUUUAGUACGCAAAUUAGUACGAUUGUCUGCAAUGAAGGAUGCAUCACCAUUCGAAUUCCUAGCAUUGGAAUGCAUUCUAUUCGAAGUCAUCAGAAGCCUUACAGAGGAAACGGGACCAGCUUGUGAUCUUGUCAGCCAUAUGAGAACCAGUUCGUCAUCCGUUGCUUCAAGCUCAAGCAAGUUACAUCAAAUUCGCGAACUGAAAAAAUUACUUCAACAAGCAGCAUCACAAGCCGAAGGAAUAGCACAAUGUUUAACUGAAGUACUCGGGUCAGAAGAGGACAUACGCCGCCUAGAGUUAUCACGCUUCUCAUCUGCACCUGACCAAUGGGAUGAACCCACAGACUCACCCGGCGCCGAAGAUGUAGAAAUUCUUCUUGAGAGCUACCAACAAGAUAUUCAAGGAUUGAUUCAGCAAAUCGAGGACGCGGAUGACGCACUGGAUCUCACGAUUCAGAUGAUGCAGUUGCAACUGGCGACGACGCGGACGACGUUGCUUAAAAUCGAGAUUGCCCUUCAAGUAAUCGGCGUCGUGCUCAGUUUGGUCUCUGCCGUGGCAGGAUUGUUCGGAAUGAAUCUCGAAAACGGGCUGGAGCAACGUGAAGACAUCUUUUGGCGUCUCACUUGUAUCAUGCUCGGCCUCAUUGUCUUCGCUAUGGUCCUCACCGGCACCGUCGCCCGAAACCUCACCCUAUAG
Gregarina niphandrodes is the source of this 858-nucleotide messenger RNA. RefSeq names its product putative CorA-like Mg2+ transporter domain protein. The transcript has 2 exons. Gene Ontology annotation, molecular function: magnesium ion transmembrane transporter activity. Bases 1 to 858 code for a protein of 285 amino acids. Gene Ontology annotation, biological process: magnesium ion transport. The record is from RefSeq and is a predicted model, not a curated record. NCBI's taxonomy places the organism in Eukaryota, Apicomplexa, Conoidasida, Eugregarinorida, Gregarinidae.